AGGACAUACAAUAAUGUUUAAGCUAAAACUGGCACCCACGUUGCUUAUCAAUUAUUAUAAGGCCUUCUCAGCAGCAAAUAUGCGACCUCUGGAAAUGCCGAAAGAAUUUCAAGAACAGAACAUUGUGUUGGGCUAAUUUAGCAAGUAAUGACAAAAUUUCCAUUUUUUUAAAAAAUAAUUCCAAUUGGAAACAAUCCAAUUCUUUUUUCGAGGAGAUAAUUGAAAAACGAACACUUAUAUAUAGUCAAUUUGAAUGAAUGUGUGCAUUGUGUAGUUAUAAACGAGCUAUCGUGUUCUAUAAAAACGGCCUUCUAAAACUAUGAAACAUUUCCGUGAGAAUAUCGCUCAUUUGAAUUCAUGGGUUACCGUUUUGCUCCUCAUCUUUCAAUUCACACAGGCUUCAGCCGAGUGUAGUGACGAUCAAUUCUCAUGUAUUCAGCGUAAUGGUGAACGCAAAUGCAUAGAUGAUUUAUACAAAUGUAACGGUGCAAAAGACCUGGAUGUGUGCCCCUUUGGUCAUGAUGAAGCGGAUUGUUCGUGUGACGAUGUGGAUACAUUCAAGUGUAACAAUGGAAGGUGCAUUUACAAUGUGUUGAAAUGUGAUGGAAUUUCUCAUUGUGACGAAAAUGAAGAUGAAAACCCAGAAUUUUGUAUAAAGCCCACAACCCCAGAAGAGCCAUCGACCACGAUUUUGACUACAGAAGAAACAACAGCAAGUACUACUACGACAAUGACAACACCAGAAACUGUCGUUACAGACGCGAAAAUCGGGGAAACAACAACAGGAACCACCAAUUCUACACUAACCACCAUAGAACCAAGAAUAAAUACAACAACGAUGACAAUAUCUUCCACUUCAACUUUGGCUCCAACUUCGUCUUCAACUUUGACAACGACUACUGCGACUACAACUACUACAAUGAAGCCGCCAACAACAAAACCAACACCCAAGCCAACCACAAGGAAAACUACGACAAAAUCACCACCUAAGCCAAUCACAAAGAAAACUACGACAAAAUCACCACCUAAGCCAACCACAAGGAAAACUACGACAAAAUCACCACCUAAGCCAACCACAACGACGGCAAAAUCUACCACGUCAACAAAAACGCCAGAGCAGACAACUACAACUACGACUAGAACAACGACUACAACAACCCAACCACUACCAGUUUCCCACUGUGACCCAAGCGGAACACUUCGUCAGCAUCCAGACGGUCGUUGCGAAUGCAAAGAACAUGCAUCCGGCGCCCUUUGCGAUCAAUGCUCAAGCCAUUCAUUCUUCUUAAGUCCAAGAUUCAACACCGGAUGCAUUCAGUGUUUCUGUAAUGGUGUGAGCCAAACAUGUACCAGCAGCUCAUUGUACAGAGACUCGACUAUUGCUACAUUCGCCCCGAACCGCCAUGAAUUCGCAUUGAUCACCGAUUUCGAAAGUCCACAAGAAAGUGAUCUUGAGGUUAGCACAUACAACAAUGAAGUUUUGAUUCAAAAUUUGGCUGGUGAUCCAGAUGUUUAUUUCUGGCGUUUGCCAUCACGUUUUGCCGGUAACAAAAUCACGUCGUAUGGUGGAAAUCUCAACUACACCAUUCGAUAUGUGCCAAUGCCUGGUGGUAUUAUGUCACGAAACAACGCACCCGAUGUGGUCAUUCGCAGUUCGAAUGAAAUCACCAUUUUGCAUUAUCGUCAUGAUGAAGUCGCUCCAAGCAUUUCCCAACCGUACAUUGUACCACUUUUGGAAGUGAAUUGGCAACGUAUCGAUGGAGUUAGCAUCAAUCGUGAACAUUUGCUCAUGACUUUGGCCGAUGUAUCGGAUAUUUUCAUCAAAGCAACAUACACGACCACAACUGAUGAAGCCGCUUUGUCUUCAGUCAUUUUGGAUACGACCAGUUCACACUACACUGGUAACCCAGCCCGUGCCUCGGAAGUUGAACAAUGUACAUGUCCACAAGGUUUUCAGGGAACCAGUUGUGAAGAAUGCGCUUCAGGUUACAGACGAAGCGAAAAUGGUUAUUACUUAGGGUUGUGCGAACCAUGCGAUUGUAACGGACAUUCAGUUGAGUGCGAUGCUAAAACUGGCGUUUGUCAUAAUUGCCGUGACAACACUGAAGGUGACCAUUGUGAAGUCCCACCAAAGCGAAAAUAUGUGCUACCAUCUAUUGAAAUUCAACCGCUUCAGCCACAAUCCGUUCGAUUUGAUGGAUCGGUCAUUUUGACCUGUCGUGUGCUUGCCGGAUUCCCAGCUCCAACUGUGAUGUGGGCUCGUCGUGAUGGAAAACCACUUUCACAGCGCGUUAAAGAAACAUAUGAUGGACCCGAUUUAAUUUCAAUUGAUUAUCCCAUUUCAAGCAUAAUCGUCGAAGAUGCGGGACAGUAUGAAUGUCGUGCAUCAAACAAAGUCGGAGGAGUAACACAAACGACAGUGAUUCGCGUUCUACAACCACCAAUUAGUCAUAUUUUGCCCGAUACACAAGUGUUGACUGUAACCGAAGGCGAUGAAUUCUAUUUGGAAUGUUUCGCAGAAGGAUAUCCCUUGCCGAAUGUACAAUGGGAACGACCUGAUAGAGUCAAAAGGGAUACGAAUCCAUUGCAGAGGCGAACAAAAUCCAAGGGAUAUUCACCACUUCAUAACGAACAUAAACCCUCAUAUCAAAGUUUAAUCCGCACAUACAAGGCCUACCGCAGCGAUGAAGGAACAUACAUUUGCCUUGCUAAAAACGCAGCUGGUGAAGAUCGAAAAACUAUCACCGUUCGUGUUGAGCCCAGACGUGACAAUUUUGGCGAUGACGACACAAAUACAGUAAACGAUUCACCAAUUCAAGACAAUCGUCCCAUAAGACAUCCUUCAAAGCAAUACAGUGUGAUUGAAGGUGCUACUACCAAGAUGACAUGUGAAAUUCCAGUCAAGAACAAACCUAUAUACUGGAUACGUUCAGAUGGACGACAAUUGUCCACAAAUCAUAGACUUUUUGGACGUGAUUUGAUUAUCUGCAACACACAGAAAAGUGAUGCUGGCAUUUAUGAUUGUAUAAUACACGAGUUAAUAACCCAGAAUGCAAUGUUCACCACUGAACUCAUCGUUCGCGAUCGUACGGAUGAAAGUCGUGUACGAAAAGCACAUGCAGGUGGUAGAACACGGUCAUAUGGUUUUCAUCAAAAUUAGAAAAAUACCGAAAAUCAAUUUCGAAAAUCAACCAUUAUUACAUUAAAAUUUAAUGAUUAAAUUUAUUCGCUUCAAAAUGUUUUCA
Sitodiplosis mosellana (orange wheat blossom midge) is the source of this 3245-nucleotide messenger RNA. Its product is annotated as basement membrane-specific heparan sulfate proteoglycan core protein-like. Lineage: Eukaryota; Metazoa; Arthropoda; Insecta; Diptera; Cecidomyiidae. The transcript is spliced from 12 exons. Gene Ontology annotation, molecular function: protein binding. The record is from RefSeq and is a predicted model, not a curated record. The coding region runs from base 320 to 3160 and encodes 946 amino acids.